ACUCAACGGGAACGGUUAUUCGUUAAAAAGAGUAACGAUAUCGUUGCGCAUAUUAAAGUGCAAUUUUUGCAAACAAUUCGAUUCGCUCGCGCGUAUUUAAGCCAAAAAAUAUUUCAUCUAUUCAUACCGCAUUCAACUGCUGGCAAUGUGGACCUAAGAUGCGGCACCAGAGACACGGGAAGCCAAGGACACGGCUCUAUGGACUGCUCAGUGUGCCGUUAUUGCUGUUGGCCUGGUCACAGGCGCAGGCGCAAACCAGCACAGCGCUCACUGAACAGGAACUAAAUGAGGUUCAGGUAACUGUGAUAAGUACGCCGUAUACGCUCAGCUUUAGCGUUAGCGCCGAGGAUAAGGAUAAAUACGUAAUUGAGAAUGUCACGUGUCCCGCGGGCAGCGCCUCAACGAGCCUAGGCGCAGAGCAACUUGUCUGUGAAAAUCUGGAACCCUGCACGAGCUAUACAACCGUCGUAACGCUGAGGAGUACGGCUCUAGGCGCCACGCCCUUUGACCAAAUCGUAGUUGCCUACACAGAUUACAAGGAUCCAAAAACCAAUUUGACCUCCGUUGUGGCUUCGGAGACAAGCAUCGAGCUGACGUGGGAGACCAGCGAUCGGGCCUGUGUGAAGCACUUCGAGAUCUAUGCAACUGCGCCGGAUACCUCGCGCUUCCGGCAGCAGUUCAAGGAGGAGAGCAAAGAUACCGUUGAGGAAGUGUGGCCCUGUCGCACCUACAAUGUCACACUGGAAACGAGGAAUAAUGCGAGCGUUAUUGUCGAUAGCGAUAUGAGAUUCGUGGACACCGGCUAUCUGGAGCCUGGCGAGCUGCAGCUAACCAUUAGCAAUCGCUCCAAUGGCGACACGCUGGUCGCAUGGAACGAGCCGGACAAUAAGAGCUGCAUAGGCAGCUUCACCAUUGUCUGGCGGCGAAACGGCUGCGUAUCGGAUGAGGAGCCGGAGACGACCACAGCAACCACAGAGCAGGAGGAUGAGACGACAGCAACCACGUUUUUGGAUGACUGGACGGGCGCAACGACUGUGCCGCCGUAUACUGACGUGGAAUCGGAGACUAAAGAGGAUUGCGGCGGAAGCGAGACCUCGAAUGACAGCACCUUGAAACAGUUUACCAUUACCGAGCUGCAAGGCUGCGCACUGCACACCAUCGAGGUCUACAUCAAUAUGGAGCGCAAUACAACGGCCAAGGCCACCGAGACGUUUGUGUCCGGCGCGAAGAUGCCCAGCGCUGUGUCGCAGCCCAUGCAGGAGAUCAAUGCCACGGAGCUGCGCUGGUCCUGGUCACCGCCCAGCGAUCAUGCGCAGUGUGUGGCCAAUUAUCGUGUGAAUCUGGCUGGGCCCAUACAGCGCCUGGAAUAUGAGAGUGGCGAGCAGCUGACCAAUGAGACCUUCAUGCUCUUCACCCAACUGGAGCCCUGCGGCACAUACAAUGUGGAAAUUGUGCCGCUUUUGGCGAACGGCAGCAUGGGCGGCAAGUUCCAGAGUCAGAGCACCCUCAGCGAGGAUCAGCCCACACAGAUAUUGGAGCCGCACAGCAGCACCGGACCCUUUUCCAUACAGUUGAACUGGCAGAUACCGAGCUACGCCGAUCUGUGCAUCGAGGGCUAUCGCAUAUCCGGUUGGAUGGACGGUGGCUCAGAGGUUGUCGCCUUGAGCGUCAGCACACAAAAUAAUACUGUGCUAUUCGAGAAGGAUCUGAUGGCCUGCCAGGCAUAUACCAUACAAAUAAUACCCUACACGCACGAGAAUCUGGAUGGCGAGCUGCGUCAAAUCGAAGUGGAAACACAGGCCGAUGUUGUUAACGGCGACAAGACUGAUCUCGCACUGGUGGGCAACGGCGCCACAUCGCACAGUCUGGAGCUGAUUGCCUAUAAUAAGGAUUUCAAUAACAAUUGCCAGACGUUCUUUGCGCACUUCAAUUGCUCCGCCAACUCGGAUGUGCCGUACACCUAUGCCGAGAAAUACGUGGAGAGCUAUCGCGAGAGAGGCUUUCAGGCAAUUCUUGCGCCGCUCUCGCCCUACACGAAAUACGUUUGCCGUGUGUCGCUGCACAAUAUGGCUGGCGCCUCGAAGGUCAAGUCCCUGACGCUGGAAACCUUGGUCUAUUUUCCCGAACAACCCAGAAACGUUAUGUUAACCAGCAGCAGCAAGCACAGCUUGACCUUCACCUGGGAACAGCCGAAACUACUGAACGGACUCAUCAAGUAUUACCAGGCAUUUCUGAUGCGCUACGAAGCAGAUUAUUUUGUGCCCAGCAUAUGCGAAGCUAUAACCGAGCUGCCAAAGACCGAUACUAAGGGCGACAUGACCAAUACCUUCUAUGAUCUGGCGCCCGCCGUCAAGUACAUUAUGCAAGUGGCUGCACAGAAUGAUUUCGGUCUGGGCCCUUAUACGGCGCCAGUUAUAGGUGUUACGGCCUCGGAUGUGUCGGAUCCUGUGACGGAUCUAAAUGUAACCUCGGAGGGACCCGGGCUGGAUCCGGACAAUUAUAGCGCCAAUGUGACCGUCGCCUGGACCAUACCCUGUAAGUCGAAUGGUCGGAUCGAGUGGUUCGUCUUGGAAUUUAGUGGCACACGAAAACAGCAGGAAAUCAAAUUCCAACGACAAGUGCCGCCUGCCGGACACGACAUGAAGGGACGCAUGUCAUAUACCGAAACAGAUCUACAGCCCGAAGUUGAAUACACCGUAAAAGUGGCCAUUAAAACGAGCAAUGUGUCUACUUUGAGCGACAGUGCAAAAAGGGAGUGGAAAUCGCCAUCUGGUCUACCCUCUGCUCUGGGCGAGGAUCUGGUGCGUCAAAUGCGCGUCAGCGCCUAUGAGACAAAUCAUCCAACCAGUUCGGCAAUUGUGCGCCUGCCCGGCAACAUUGUUAACUCCGAGUCGGGCAACAUAACGUAUAUAGCGUUGUUGCUUUCCCAGAAGAAUUGUGCUGGUGAACCGCAGCUGAAGCAUGAUGUGCUCAAAUCUGGCGAAUGGCCCACUGUGGCAUCCUGGGAUGAGGUGGGCAGCGAUUGCAUUUAUCAGUAUCAAACCACGCCGCUCCAGUGGCAGCCGCAUGUCGCAAAGAACGGACGCGACAUUAGCGAGGAGGAAAUAACCUUUACCAUUGGAGUUGGCAAGUGUCCCGAUGUAACCGAGCGCUAUUGCAAUGGCCCGCUCACUGCUAACACCGAAUACAACAUGGUGGUGCGCCUGUUCACCAGCUCCGGCUACAAUGAUGCCGCCCUACUGGAGUUCAGGACGGAUGCGGCCAUCAAGGUGACGCUCAUCCUGGUCAGCGUCUGCAGCUGCCUGCUGCUGGCCUUCAUCUUGGGCUUGGUUGUGCUUUGGGUGCGCAAGCGUAUAGCCUGGCAUCGGGACUCUGGUCAGGGCAUAGAAGAUCCAUUUGGUAAUGUCAUAGCCAAGAACUUUGCCAUAUUUUAUGCGGACGUGGCCAAGCCGGAGAAAUUGACGCGCGAGUUCAAGGAAAUUACCGUAGUGGCCUUGGAGCUGAGCUAUUCGGCCUCUGAAUUGGGCAGCAAUAAGAAUCGUUAUGCGGAUAUAUAUCCAUAUGACAAGAAUCGCGUGAUAUUGGACAUAGAUAGUGAAGGAUCGGACUAUAUCAAUGCGUCCUUUAUUGAUGGUCACACCCGCAAAAAGGAGUAUAUCGCGACUCAGGGUCCGAAGCCGGAGAGCGUUAUGGAUUUCUGGCGCAUGAUUCUGCAGCACAAUGUCCGCGUCAUUGUGCAGGUUACCCAGUUUCGUGAAGGCAACAUUAUCAAAUGCCACGAGUAUUAUCCCUAUAAUAUGCGCGGUGUCAGCGUCACAAUAAAGUCAAAGGAAUCUUUCGAGAUCUACGAUCGCACGGAGCUCUGUGUGGUCCACGAGAAAUAUGGUCUCAAGGAGAAAGUCAUACAUUUCUUCUUUAAAAAGUGGCCCGAUCAUGGCUGUCCCGAUGAUCCCAACCAUUUGAUUACCAUUGUCAGGAAGGUGAAAGCGGAGAAGCGUCCAAACUACUCGCCCAUUGUGGUGCACUGCAGCGCCGGUGUCGGACGGACGGGCACAUUUAUUGGUCUGGAUUUGAUAAUGCAGCGUUUGAAGAGCGAAUCGAAAAUAAAUAUUUUUGAAACAGUCAAGAAACUGCGCUUUCAGCGCAUGAAAAUGGUGCAAACGCAACAGCAGUACACAUUCCUGUACAGAUGCACCUAUGAGCUGGUCAAGCACAAGAUACCACGUGCCGCACUCAAGCUCGAUGGACGCACCAAAACGGAUUCAAUACCAACGUUGCCCACCACAAAGAAGGUCAGCUUUCCAGAUACCGAUCUGAGCCGUGUAGAGGCGGCUGUGCUGGACACACCAGAUCCGGAGUUGCACGAAGACGCUGGACUUUCAACAACAGUUCAGCUACCCUCACGUUUUGGGGGCCUACGCCGAACAAAGGAUUUGGAUUCGUUGUACGAGCAGCCAGAGCGGAACAGCUACAAGCAGCCAAAUGGUGGCAACGGCGAGUGUUCCAUAUGAUUUUAUGAGCAUUUUACUGACAUCAUGCAUGUGUUCUGCGAAGUAUGUGUGUGUGUAUUUAUUGUAUUAUAAAAAUAUAAUUUAGCUGCAAUAAUAGCCAAAGAGAAAUGUCUAUCGCUAAAGCAUUGUACUGUGAAAAUAAA
Messenger RNA from Drosophila virilis, 4654 nucleotides. It is a transcript of the gene Ptp52F, whose product is annotated as Protein tyrosine phosphatase 52F. NCBI's taxonomy places the organism in Eukaryota, Metazoa, Arthropoda, Insecta, Diptera, Drosophilidae. Gene Ontology annotation, biological process: protein dephosphorylation. The record is from RefSeq and is a predicted model, not a curated record. Gene Ontology annotation, molecular function: protein binding; protein tyrosine phosphatase activity.